Molecule: messenger RNA, 519 nt
Organism: Williopsis jadinii
Lineage: Eukaryota; Fungi; Ascomycota; Saccharomycetes; Phaffomycetales; Wickerhamomycetaceae
Gene: AHP1
Product: thioredoxin peroxidase AHP1
Exons: 1
Coding region: 1-519 (172 amino acids)
Biological process (GO): cellular response to oxidative stress; cell redox homeostasis; hydrogen peroxide catabolic process
Cellular component (GO): peroxisome; mitochondrion; cytoplasm
Molecular function (GO): thioredoxin peroxidase activity
Source: RefSeq, a predicted model, not a curated record
AUGUCUGAUCUAAUCGGAAAGCCAUUCCCUCCAGACUUCUACUUCAACUACGUUCCAUAUGACGAGGAGGAUCAGAAGAACAAACUGUCGUGCAAGCUUCCAAUCAGCUUUAAACUGAGCCAGGAGAACUUGAAAGGGAAGAAGAUCGUUAUCACCUCUGCGCCGGGUGCCUUCACGCCAACCUGUACCCUGUCCCAUAUCCCAGGCUACGUUGCAAAGGCCAAAGAGUUUGCAGACAAGGGUGUUGAUAAGGUGUUUGUCAUCACAAGGGACCUGCCCUUUGUCGGUGCCGCCUGGGGAAAACUGUUGGGACAGAAACCUCCGCUGGAGUUCGCGUCGGAUCCAAGUGCAAAGUUCUCGCAGUCCAUGGGCUGGACAAAGGAUGGUGGUGACAACGGCGUGCUGACUGGUAGAUACGUGAUCGUUGUUGUUGACGGUAUAGUAACGUAUGCCGCUGAAGAACCUGACGCUUCCAAGGUCACUGUGUCGGGCGCUGCUAACGUUUUAUCUAAGCUAUGA